Myotis lucifugus (little brown bat) is the source of this 826-nucleotide messenger RNA. It is a transcript of the gene PMAIP1, whose product is annotated as phorbol-12-myristate-13-acetate-induced protein 1. The transcript has 2 exons. NCBI's taxonomy places the organism in Eukaryota, Metazoa, Chordata, Mammalia, Chiroptera, Vespertilionidae. Bases 192 to 356 code for a protein of 54 amino acids. Gene Ontology annotation, cellular component: mitochondrion. Gene Ontology annotation, biological process: DNA damage response; release of cytochrome c from mitochondria; apoptotic process. The record is from RefSeq and is a predicted model, not a curated record.
CGCGGGCCCUGGCCUUUCCCGGACCUGAGAGGUUCUCGGGCGCGCUCCUAGUCGGGUCUCCGGCCUGAUCCCGCCUCCUCUGCCCGGUCCGGCCCGCCUGCCCCGCGCGCUGCUCGCCUCCCGCAGACUCCAGGUUCGGGGACUGGGUCCCCCCGGGUCGGCCGCGGAGUUAUCGCCGACUGCCUGCGGAGAUGCCCGGGAAGAAGGCGCGUAAGAACGCGCAGCCUAGCCCGACGCGGGCCCCGGCAGAGGCUGAAAUUGAGUGUGCCCUUCAAUUAAGGAGAAUUGGAGACAAGCUGAGUUUCCUGCAGAAACUUCUGAAUCUGAUGUACAAACUCUUUGGCUCAGGAACCUGACUGCUUCAGAAGCCUUCUAAUGAGGCGACUCCUAUAAAGCUGGAUUUACCAUAUUUCAUCCAUUAGUGGUGAGAGACUGCAUUAUAAUGGAGAAGAAUGUGAAGAAGCUCUCACUUGCUUUGGGAUGUGCUUGGAAAUGAAGAUGGAAUACAUCACAAUGAAAUUCUGUUGGAGUUUUCCCAGAAGUCAUUUGUUUAUUUUAAAGCAAGAAUUGAAGAGCUUUGAAAAUAUGGAAUGAAUUAUUAAACUUCUUUGUUUCUGCUUAGAGAAUUUUUCUAGUAUUUUUUUGAAGGUUGAUGCCCAGCCUAGUGUAAGAAGAGUUGAUAAAUAACUAGAAUGUUUUGGCAGGGGCCAAAAGCAGAAUAUGUUCAGUGUUUAUUUCUACUUAGGGAUGACAAUUCCAGAACAAUGUAUAGUAUUUGUUUUAUAUAUGUUAUCUUGUUAAAAGUAAAUAUUUCAUUCUGAAAACA